Danaus plexippus (monarch butterfly) is the source of this 1661-nucleotide messenger RNA. RefSeq names its product golgin subfamily A member 6-like protein 22. The transcript is spliced from 11 exons. NCBI's taxonomy places the organism in Eukaryota, Metazoa, Arthropoda, Insecta, Lepidoptera, Nymphalidae. The coding region runs from base 1 to 1593 and encodes 530 amino acids. The record is from RefSeq and is a predicted model, not a curated record.
AUGUCCAAAUUCGUGCAACCGCCUCAACCACCGCGGCAGAAAAUACCUAAAGAUGGCCCCGGACCUAGAGGAGCUCCUGAUUGUUAUUAUACGUCAAGAGUUCUGAAUUCCACAUUUCGCUACGUGAAAUUCGUGAAAAAACUCCGAGCUCUAGAGGAGGACCAAAGAAAAGGCGCUGAAAAUAAGUUAAAAGAACUCAAAGAUCAACAAAACAGUGACUUCUUUAUAAGAUGUGAUCGAAGAUCUCUAAUAAACAACGUGGCGCGUCGCGUGGAUCUCUGCAUGGCGUCAUAUGAAGAUGAUUUGAAGGAAAAAAGGAAAAGACUAAUAGAUUUAUACCAGCGAGAGGAAGAAGACAACAUUCGCAAGUUCGUGGAACAGGCCCAGGCUGGCGCGGAGGCUGUGUGGAACGACAAGAUGAACCGGCUGCAGUACUUGUUGGAGAAACGAAAGAAGGAGCACGAGGAGAAAUAUAAGGAUACACCUCUAUCCAAAUGCGUGCACGUCCUCCCCUGUAUAUACAAACUCCGAGCCAAGGAAGCUGAGGAAAUACAAUUGUAUCAAAUGCGAGAGAAGCAAGCGAGGAAAAUGGCUGAAAUUGAACUCGACAAAAUGUGGCACGAGGUCGCCAUGAGGGAGGCCGACGCUUUGGCUGCUAGAAUGGAACAAGAUGCCAUCGAACGUUUAAGAAGAGACCUUGACUGUAAAGAAUAUACAGAUUAUCAGCUGGAGCAAAGAAGAAUACAGAGAGAGAAGGAAAGGGAGAUGCUGAUACAAGAAGCCAAGAGAUUCAAAGCUAUCUGGGAUGAAGAUAUAAGGAAAGAGCAGGAAGCUGAACGUCAAGCGGCAGAGAGGAGGAAAGAAACAGCUGUAGAAAGAAAGAAGAUGAUUGAGGAGAAGCAACAGCUACAAGCUGAUAUGAAAGAACAAGAAAAGAAAGUUAAUGACACGUGGGACGCACUCGCGGGACAAGGAAGAGAGAAAGAGAUUGAGAUGAUGGAGUUGAGAAAGAGAAAAGAGAGAGAACUAGAUAUAUGCAACAAGAAUAUCAUAGAACUAAAGAAGCAGUACGCUGAGUGGGAGAAGACUAGUGAGGCUCCCUUAGCAGAAGAAGCGAGAAGGAGACAGGAGUAUAUGGAUAGUAAGAGAUGCGAAUACCUUAGUUGGGCGCAGAAGACUAAUAAGGAAGUUCGUGAAGCGAUGGUGGAUCAAAUAAAAGAGCGUCAGGAAGCUAGGGAGAAGUUGAAACAGAAGAUUGCUGAACAAGACGAGUACCAUAGACAGCUGUUCGGACAGCUGCAACAGUUGGUUGACCAUAAACAAGUAACAGACGCACAGAAAAGAAAAGAACACCAAAGGAAUCUAUUAGACCAAAUAGAAUACAACAAGAUGUUAAAGGAGCGUGCACGUCAAGAAGAAUUGGAACAAAUAAAGAAAUGCCAACUGGCCACAGAAGAAUACCAACAAGAAAUAAAUAGAAUGCUUUGCAGGCCAUUCUUCAGCGACGAAAUACAUCCGUUUAUGAAGCAAAUGGCCAAGGGACUUAAGAUGAAGGAAAAAUGUCCGUGUUCCAAACCUGAUUAUUGCAAAUAGUUUUGUUAUUAUAUAUUAUAAUUUUUAUUGAUAUAAAAUUUUACGUUUAAUAAAUUAUUUUUUAUAAA